This is a messenger RNA of Eremomyces bilateralis CBS 781.70, 702 nucleotides long. RefSeq lists its product as uncharacterized. NCBI's taxonomy places the organism in Eukaryota, Fungi, Ascomycota, Dothideomycetes, Eremomycetales, Eremomycetaceae. The coding region runs from base 341 to 592 and encodes 83 amino acids. The transcript has a single exon. The record is from RefSeq and is a predicted model, not a curated record.
CAAGAUAACGCGCGGAUUCAUACCUCAAAGUUGUCGACUAGGUGGUUCCAAGACCAUCAGAUUGCUUGCAUCGAUUGGCCACCUCAUAGCCCAGACCUGAAUCCAAUUGAGCACAUUUGGAGGCAGAUGAAAGAUUAUUUAUACCGAAAAUACCCGGAUUUUGGUAGUCUAAAGGAUAACCAGGUCGAUAGGAUCAAGAUGAUGCGCGCAAUAAUAGAGGCCUGGGAUUCCAUCGGCCAAGACAAGGUAAACGCGCUAAUUGAGAGUUUACCGCGUCGUCUGCAGGCUGUACUUGAGGCAAAGGGCUGGUAUACUAAAUAUUAGCCUGUUCUUUCCAUCUAUGAAGUUUUUAGAGCGGUUAGCCUUUGUAAUAGUAAUGUAUCGAUUGAUUUAUAUUGGUGAUGCAUCUUGUGGUGGAGUGACCCCUCACAGUAUCUACUCACGCCACGCGCCCAACAUAUCCCCUUAUAUAUUGGGCGCUAGACACCCCAAUCAAUACCACCCCAACCAACAUAGAAAUGAUCUCCAACGCGACGUUUCGCGUUAUUUCGCCUCCCGUUGUGGUUUCCAUACAAAUUUGAUAGUAAAUUAAAAGAUGCACCAAUUCUGAAGGAAUUAGUCUUUUUCCUGAUAUUCUACCGAUAUUGUUUCGUUGUGUUCUACUCUGCUCAAGUUCGUCAGUCAAGACCAUCAAUUUGUAUC